AUGUUGUUCUUCAAGAAGCGUGUUGAUGGCCAGAUGCACGGAUCAAUACCGACCUCGGUCACACGACUGAAGCUUGACAGCAAGUGCUUCCAUCUGCUGACAUCGGCCGCGAUGGAGGCGGUUGCAGCAGGCUCGUUGACCUACCUCAGUCUGGAGCAUCCUGGCACGGAGCAACAACAACCCAGACGAUGA
This is a messenger RNA of Acytostelium subglobosum LB1, 192 nucleotides long. RefSeq lists its product as hypothetical. The coding region runs from base 1 to 192 and encodes 63 amino acids. The record is from RefSeq and is a predicted model, not a curated record. The transcript has a single exon. NCBI's taxonomy places the organism in Eukaryota, Evosea, Eumycetozoa, Acytosteliales, Acytosteliaceae.